AUGCCGCCUUUCUCAAAGGACACCAAGGAGGCCUCGUGGACUGCUUCACAUCAGCCUCACAGCCCUGGCGUGGCUGCGUCACACGCCCGCGCGGGCACGGCGGAGGCCGCGGGGCCGGGCCGCCGGCGCAGGCUCCCAUCCCAUCCGCUCCCGCCCCGCCGCCGCCAUGGCAACGGCCGCAGGUCGCCUGGUGCCGUGCCCCGGAGGGGCUGCGAUCGCUCCCGAGCGUCCCCGGCACACCGGCGCCUUGGCCGGGCGGCCCUGCCAGCGUCGUCGGGAGCACUGAGGUCUCCUCAGCGGCACCAGAGCGGCGGGUUUGCCCGGGCAGCUGCACCGCGGGACCCCCGCGCCGAGAAUGCAGGAAGAAGAACUGAGGUAUACUACAGUAAGAAAAACAGUAUGAUGGAUUCAGAAGGUUCUGCCCCAACGAAUUCAAAGGAAUAUCUAAGCAAUGACGUAACGGCUACCUCUGGUAAACAUUAUCUUUGUGGCUACUGUGCGGCCUUCACAAAUAUAGCAGUCACUUUUCCCAUCCAGAAGGUCCUCUUUCGACAGCAGUUGUAUGGUUUGAAAACAAAGGAUGCAGUACAUCAGCUGCAGAAGGAUGGAAUUAGAAAUCUUUAUCGUGGCAUCCUUCCUCCGUUAAUGCAGAAAACGACAACGCUGGCUCUAAUGUUCGGCUUGUAUGAGGAUUUCUCCUCCCUGCUCCAUAGCCACACGAGUGCUCCUGAACUCCUCACUCGCAGCAUGGCAGCAGUGCUUGCAGGGACCACAGAAGCUGUUCUUACACCUUUUGAGCGGGUUCAGACUUUGCUUCAGGACUACAAACACCAUGAUAAAUUUACAAACACUUACCAGGCUUUCAAGGUACUGAAAGUCCAUGGGAUGAGAGAAUAUUAUCGGGGAUUGGUGCCUAUUCUGCUCCGAAAUGGACCCAGUAAUGCACUCUUCUUUGGCCUACGGGGACCUAUCAAACAGUGUCUGCCUGAAGCAACUUCUUACAGCACUCAUUUGGUCAAUGACUUUAUCUGUGGAGGGCUGUUGGGUGCCAUGCUGGGAUUCUUGUUCUUCCCAGUGAAUGUUGUAAAAACUCGCAUGCAAGCUCAAAUUGGUGGUGAAUUUCAGUCCUUCUCAAAAGUCUUUGUGAAGAUCUGGCUGGAACGUGAUAGAAAACUGAUCCACCUUUUCAGAGGAGCCCAUCUGAAUUACCAUCGUUCUGUCCUGUCCUGGGGCAUAAUCAAUGCAACCUACGAAUUCUUGCUAAAGCUGUUGUGAAUACCACUAUCUUCCUUCGGCUCUUCUGUUCGUUUGGGUAUUGGCACAUAUGAUGUCGCUUAAUCCCAGGGAACAGUGCCUGUGUAGUGUGAAAGGUAAUUAGUCUUAGCCUUCAAUAUUUAUGGGGUGAAUGGUGAUGCAUCUAAACCUUGGUGCAAUUAAGAUGAACUUUUUAAAGUAUUUUUGCUGGCAGGUGAGUGUACUCAUAAUGGAGCUACUAGACAAAUACAAGG
Gymnogyps californianus (California condor) is the source of this 1508-nucleotide messenger RNA. It is a transcript of the gene SLC25A51, whose product is annotated as solute carrier family 25 member 51. NCBI's taxonomy places the organism in Eukaryota, Metazoa, Chordata, Aves, Accipitriformes, Cathartidae. The transcript has 4 exons. Bases 1 to 1275 code for a protein of 424 amino acids. The record is from RefSeq and is a predicted model, not a curated record.